Messenger RNA from Jaculus jaculus (lesser Egyptian jerboa), 1263 nucleotides. RefSeq names its product failed axon connections homolog. Lineage: Eukaryota; Metazoa; Chordata; Mammalia; Rodentia; Dipodidae. The record is from RefSeq and is a predicted model, not a curated record. Gene Ontology annotation, cellular component: cytoplasm.
AUGCACUGGGGGGUUGGCUUGGCCUCGUCCAGGCCGUGCGUGGUGGACCUGAGCUGGAACCAGAGCGUCUCCUUGGGCUGGUGGGCCGCGUCCGAGGAGCCCUUCUCCUUUUAUGGGGACAUCAUCGCUUUCCCUUUGCAGGAUUACGGUGGAAUCAUGGCAGGGCUGGGCUCCGAUCCCUGGUGGAAGAAAACCCUUUACUUGACCGGGGGAGCUUUGCUGGCCGCAGCUGCGUAUCUGUUCCACGAACUUCUGGUCAUUAGGAAACAGCAAGAGCUUGACUCCAAAGAUGCUAUUAUUUUACAUCAGUUUGCAAGACCUAACCAUGGUGUACCCAGUUUAUCUCCUUUUUGUUUGAAAAUGGAAACUUAUUUACGGAUGGCUGACUUACCAUAUCAGAACUAUUUUGGUGGAAAGCUGUCUGCUCAAGGUAAAAUGCCUUGGAUUGAAUAUAAUAAUGAGACAGUGUCUGGCACAGAGUUCAUAAUUGACUUUUUGGAAGAGAAACUGGGAGUGAACCUGAACAAGAACCUUGGCCCUCAUGAGAGAGCUGUGUCGCGAGCCGUAACCAAGAUGGUGGAGGAGCACUUCUACUGGACAUUAGCUUAUUGCCAGUGGGUGGACAAUCUCAAUGAGACCCGGAAGAUGCUGUCUCUUAGUGGUGGUGGUCCCUUCAGUAACCUGCUGAGGUGGGUCGUGUGCCACAUAACCAAAGGAAUUGUGAAGCUCGAGAUGCAUGGCCACGGCAUUGGCCGCUUCUCAGAGGAGGAGAUUUACAUGCUGAUGGAGAAGGACAUGCGGUCUUUAGCAGGGCUCUUGGGUGACAAGAAGUACAUCAUGGGACCCAAGCUUUCCACUCUUGAUGCCACCAUCUUUGGACACUUGGCACAAGCAAUGUGGACUUUACCAGGGACAAGACCUGAGCGACUAAUCAAAGGUGAACUGAUUAACCUUGCCAUGUACUGUGAGAGGAUCAGGAAAUUCUGGCCCGAGUGGCACCAUGAUGAUGACAAUACCAUCUAUGAGUCUGAAGAGAGCAGUGAAUGCAGCAAGACCCACACACCCCUGCUGGAUUUCAGCUUUUACUCAAGGACAGAGACCUUUGAAGACGAGGGAGCCGAGAACAGUUUUUCCAGAACCCCAGACACAGAUUUCACUGGACACUCGCUCUUCGAUUCUGAUGUGGACAUGGAUGAAUACAUGGGCCAUGAACAGUGCAAGUGACAAUGGCCUCGCUGACCCUCUUCCUUGGGAGCUGCCACU